AUGAGAGCAAGCAACAUCGAUGAAGAAGAAUUGCAGCUGGUAUAUUAAUGGGUUGAUACUGUGUCACUCUCAAGACCCAAGAAGAAUAUCGCUAGAGACUUCUCAGAUGGAGAAGGAAUAUAACUGGACUACUCUUAAUACAAAGUAUAUAAAAAGUUUCAUAAAUGCAAUAGAGUAUUUAAGAAAAUGGGGUUCUUGAUUUGUAAAGAAGAUCUUGAUGCUAUCAUUAAAUGCGAGACUGGAAUCAUUGAACGCGUACUUCGAAUGGUCUAGUUAUAAAUCGCAAGUUAUCUUAAAAGCCCUCCUCCUCAGCAAGUACCUUCUAAUUAUAAUCCUAAAGAUUUCUACGAGGAGUAAAUAACAUCAAAGGAUAAGUAGAUUGAGGAACUAAAAGAAACAGUUGAGAUUAUGGAUUUAAAGAUCAAGAAACUUGAACAGUUACUAUAACUUAAAGAUUCCAAGAUUGAGGCCUUGCUGCAAAGUCAAGCUUCAUCCAAUAGACCAGGGAAAAAUGAACUGGUUAGUGAGCAAGUCAGAUUUUACAAUCUAGCGGAGUCACAAUAGAGUGAAGUCACUACUAAAAUAUUUCAGGCAUUUGAUACACUUGAAUCUACAGAAGAGAUGAAGAAGCAAAUAAAUAACGUAGUGCAGAGAAAACUUGACGACAUCAAGAAGUCGCACAUGAAUGUGAAUAAAUGGGAACUCAACUACAACAUAUUCGAAAAUUUAAUUGAUAGGAGGGCUGAAAAUAACAGAGACCUCUAUUCUAAGUUCUUUCUGAAGUAUCUAAGUCCACACAUGCGUGAGAUGGUCUGGAGAGGCAUACUUUAAGAUGGCAUCUAGAUCAGAGAGUAUGAAUAUAACAUUAAAAAAGAAAAAGCAUAUACUAUAUCAAGAGAUGAUAUCUUCAUUCUUUAAAGUUGUGAUGAAAGUUAUGAAUAACUUAUGGUGUUCAAGAAUUCUAUGAUUUACGUAUAAGCUCAUUUGAGAAAGACUGUGCUUCCAGAAUCAUAUUUUUAUCUUAUGAUCCCAAUUCUAACUGUUUUUAGAAACUUUCAUACAAAAAUGAGACAGAAAUACUUGGUCUCUUUCCUUAUAACUUAUAUAGAGUAGAUCUAUUCAAAAGUUGUACCUAAAAUUUAUGAAAGAGAUGAAAGAGAGUAUGAGAGAUUAGUAAGAAACAUGACUGAGGGCAUAGUAGCUAUUGCUGGCAUUAUUGAUCAGGAGAUGGGUAAGAGAUUGAAAGAUCUAUUAGAUUUUGAAGAUGAUGAGAUACAAACUUACUAUAUGGAUCUGAUGCUGAAUGUCAGAAGAGGAGACAUAACGCAUAUUCCUAAUGCUGAUCUUACUCUCACUAAGUAAUAGGUCAUUUUUGGGGAAUUGCUUAGGGGCUUUGUUGAAAGAAUGUCAGUUGGAUUUAUCAAUGUUAAAGCAACUAGUGUACUAUGGGAUUUAUUACUAAUUAAGCAGCAGAGAAGUGCAAGCGAUCUACUUACAGCUUUUGCUCUCAUUCUUUUUCAUUUCAAAGCUGAAAUUAUGAGAUGUAAAAAUGUACUCUAGAUCGUAACUUUGUUCAGAGAGAAAGCUCCUCUGAUGCAUGAAUAUGAUUUCUUCAUGCUGCUAUUUGAAUAUAACAAGGAUAAAGACCUAGCAGGUAUCUUCGAUCCACCUGAUGUUGGGAUAAACAGAACCAAUUUCCCUCAUUUAUAAGAAGUAAUUGCUGGUUCUCUAAGAAAAAGACUGGAAAAAGAGGAAAAAGCAAUGAGGGAAAGAAAUAAAACUGGACCAAGUGCAUUUGGCUAGCCUUUGUCUGGCAUGAAUUAAGGGAGACCAGGAAGGAUGGAUCAUUUGAUUGAGAGUAAUGAAGAAAUGAAAUAGCUAGCUAGUAGAUUAAUCGGUAAAGUCAAUAUAAACGACGUUAGAGGUGAUAUUUUAAGAGAGUAUUGA
Stylonychia lemnae is the source of this 1947-nucleotide messenger RNA. The record is from the annotation of a GenBank genome assembly. NCBI's taxonomy places the organism in Eukaryota, Ciliophora, Spirotrichea, Sporadotrichida, Oxytrichidae.